Sporothrix schenckii 1099-18 is the source of this 1326-nucleotide messenger RNA. RefSeq lists its product as uncharacterized. Lineage: Eukaryota; Fungi; Ascomycota; Sordariomycetes; Ophiostomatales; Ophiostomataceae. The record is from RefSeq and is a predicted model, not a curated record. Bases 1 to 1326 code for a protein of 441 amino acids. The transcript has a single exon.
AUGGACGAUUUUGUACCCCCGCCGCCACGACCGCCGCCGUUGCUGCCGCCCGCGUCCCUUCACCAUCUCUGCGCUCACGGCUACAUCGGCCUCAACCUGCCUCACCCCCUCGCCCAGCAAUACGAACAGCUGCUCGCCGCCUCCGAUGCCUUCUUUGCCCAACCUCUCGCAGCCAAGCUGCCCUACCGUCCGGCCAACGACAAACCACCCGGCCACCUUGGCCCGCCCUCCAGCCCCACGAACACCGAGCGCGGCUACACACACCUGGACGGCGAAAAGGAGUACCUGACCCUGCGCAAAAGCAUGACGCAUCUGCCACCGGGAAUUUACGAUGCCGCCGCACCUGUUUGGCACGACACGGCGCACCUGCUGCACCGCAUUCUGGGCGACAUUGGCGUGUACCUUGGGCUAGGCCCAACGGCCUGGGACGGCGUGGUGGCAGACAGUCUGGAGCCGGGCGACGGUGUGUACUAUAGCGAUGCCGUCAUUGCUGCGGCCGAAGCCGAACACAGCGACGGAAAAGGAGAGGGGGAAGGGAAGGGGAAAGGCAAUGUGGACGAGGAUGGUGACGAUGAGCCUGUCGGCGACAGUCCACCAAAAAGACACCACCCACGCGAUGACCCCCCGACUCUGUUGCGUUUGUUCCGCUACGAACCGGGAGGCGGCGGUGCGGAGCAGCACCGCGACCUGGGCCUUUUGACUAUCUGUGUGUGUUGGGGCAAGGGCCUGCAAGUGAAGCCCCAGCCGCCAGGGCCAUUGACACCACCACAGUCGGCUGAGGACGGCGGCCCGACAUUGGCUCCUCCAUCUGCUCCUCCACCUGCCCCUGACUGGGUCGACGCGCCUCAGGUCACCGUUAUGACAGGCGAUACCUUGCGCGUCCUCAGCAGCAACCGCAUUCCGUCGGCCAUUCACAGGGUCGUCGUUGAUCCAAAGGAAGCGGCCGCGGCGGCAGAAGCGAGGAUUGGUGGGAGUACAGUCGACACGCCUCCCAGCGAGAGCCGCCGUAGCAUCGUGUUUGCGCUGCGUGCCACAACCGUCGGCGACAUUGCCCUGUCCGACUUUGGCGGCUUUGGCAGCAUCGGCGCCCGAGAGCUGUACGACAACAUCCGCAAGUCGCGCGUCAACAUCAAUGCAGACAAGGACCGGCGUGCCUUGAUGCGUGCCGAGUAUCAAAGAGCCAAAGGGAUCAAGGCGGACAAGAGAGAAGAGAAUGAAAAUGAAAAUGAAACCACCACCGACGGUGACCGGGCAUUUACACAAGACAAGGGUGAGUCGAUGGACGGUGACACAACCAUCGAAGGUGAGAUUACUGGCGUGGCGUGA